Girardinichthys multiradiatus is the source of this 537-nucleotide messenger RNA. RefSeq names its product NOP10 ribonucleoprotein homolog (yeast) (gene nop10). The transcript has 2 exons. Bases 166 to 360 code for a protein of 64 amino acids. Gene Ontology annotation, molecular function: box H/ACA snoRNA binding; telomerase RNA binding. The record is from RefSeq and is a predicted model, not a curated record. Gene Ontology annotation, biological process: rRNA pseudouridine synthesis; ribosome biogenesis; snRNA pseudouridine synthesis. Gene Ontology annotation, cellular component: box H/ACA snoRNP complex; box H/ACA telomerase RNP complex. Lineage: Eukaryota; Metazoa; Chordata; Actinopteri; Cyprinodontiformes; Goodeidae.
GCUUUGCGGCCUGAGCCGGAUAUCCGCUCCUUCUGUGUGAGUUUGAAGAGACCCUUGUAGCACGUGGGAUUCGCGUUUACGCAAAAACUUCAGCUUUUUCCCGACAUUUGAAGUCUUUUUAACCUUAUUCCAGCCUUUAAAACCUAAAAGCGAACCCUCGCCGUGAUGUUUCUACAGUUUUAUCUCAAUGAGAACGGAGACAGAGUCUACACUCUGAAGAAGGUGACUCCCGAAGGGCAGCCCACCAGCUCGGCCCACCCGGCUCGCUUCUCCCCCGACGACAAGUUCUCCCGCCACCGCGUGCAGCUGAAGAAACGUUUCGGUAUCCUCCUCACACAGCAGCCCAGGCCUAUUCUGUGAAGGAGCCUCUGUGGAGAAACGGCAGGAUGGAGGUGAUGGUGGGACUGCAAGGGGAAGAGGAAGACGACUCCUGGGUUGGAUUCAAAAAGACUGGAUUGUUGGAAAUGGAUGUUUAGUUUUUACUUAUAAUUAUAAUUUUUUUUUCUGUACUGAAUAAAAUGAUGCAAAUAUUUUCUA